GCACGCCCUUAAUAAAUACUUGUUGAAUUAUUAAAGAACAGGUAGAAUGACCCUGGGCAUGUGCUGUGUACAUUAGUGCAGUAUCUAAUUUAAUGUGCGCAGCAGUGCUGAGGGAGGCUUUCCUGUUUUCCAUAAGCGGAACUGAGAUUACAGCUUGCAGAGACCCAGGUCUCUUGCUCACGGGACUGUGGUUCAGGACUGACUUGUCCCCUUUCUCCCCACAGGUCCCGAGGGAGGUGGCAGCGCCUUCUGCAGACCCGGCGCGUACACACGUGUGCCCGGACUGCGGCCGUGCUUUUGCACGCCGGUCCACGCUAGCUAAGCAUUCGCGCACGCACACGGGUGAACGGCCCUUCGAAUGCCCCGAGUGUGGCCGGGGCUUCUCCCAGAAGUCGGCGCUGACCAAACACGGCCGCACGCACACCGGUGAGCGGCCCUACGAGUGCCCCGAGUGCGGCCAGCGCUUUUCGGCCGCCUCCAACCUGCAGCAACACCGGCGGCGCCACACGGGCGAGAAGCCCUACGUGUGCACGCAGUGCGGGCGCCGCUUCGCUCAGAGCCACCGACGCACGCACACCGGGGAGCGGCCAUAUGUUUGCGCCGACUGCGGCACGCGCUUUGCGCAGAGCUCGGCGCUGGCCAAGCACCGGCGCGUGCACACGGGCGAGAAGCCGCAUCUCUGUACCGUGUGUGGCCGCUGUUUCCGCCACCGGUCCAACCUGGCAGAUCAUACCCGCACGCACACGGGCGAGCGGCCCUACCCCUGCACCGAGUGCGGCCAGCGCUUCCGCCUCAGCUCAAACUUCGUCCGCCAUCGUCGUUCGCAUAUGAUGCGCCGUCUCUAUAUCUGCGCUGUGUGCGGCCGAGACUUCAAGCUGCCCCCUGGCACUAAGGCCACCACUGUCACCGAGCGCUGCCCAGAGUGUGAGAGUAGAUGAGCCCCCUUGUCCCUGCGGCUGCUAGUGUCUGGCCGAGGAGGCGCAUUCCAGGGCCCCCACCCCAGGGGCUGGACUAACUGGACAAGGACUCCGGGACCCUGGUCUGGGAAAGGGUGAGAUGGCAGAACUGGCUGCCUGGGACCUGGGAGACAUAGUUAAUCCUCUACUGCAGUGAUGGCGAACCUACGACACGUGUGUCAGAGGUGACACGUGAACUCAUUUUUUUGGUUGAUUUUUCUUUG
Myotis davidii is the source of this 1180-nucleotide messenger RNA. RefSeq names its product zinc finger protein 771 (gene ZNF771). Gene Ontology annotation, molecular function: DNA-binding transcription factor activity, RNA polymerase II-specific; RNA polymerase II cis-regulatory region sequence-specific DNA binding. Lineage: Eukaryota; Metazoa; Chordata; Mammalia; Chiroptera; Vespertilionidae. Gene Ontology annotation, cellular component: nucleus. Gene Ontology annotation, biological process: regulation of transcription by RNA polymerase II; central nervous system development. The record is from RefSeq and is a predicted model, not a curated record.